This is a messenger RNA of Astrephomene gubernaculifera, 2057 nucleotides long. NCBI's taxonomy places the organism in Eukaryota, Viridiplantae, Chlorophyta, Chlorophyceae, Chlamydomonadales, Astrephomenaceae. The record is from the annotation of a GenBank genome assembly.
GAUCUGCUUAAAAGCAUUAGCCCACCAAUGCAGGCAUCGUUCUCUGGCCGCAGCGCGCAGCCUGUUACAGGGCCUCGUUCCCUUCGGCGUGCGACGUUAAAUGUUCUUUGUAAGCAGUAUGACGCCUCCGUAAGGUAGACAUACGGGCAUUUAUGCAAUAUGUUGUGAAAAUGCUCGGCACUUCUUAAACUCCCUGCUCCCAUGUUCAAACGGGCAGAGUAAAGGGCUCGGUGAAGCGGGUGUUUAAAUACACAGCUGACUUCCAACACUUGCCAGAAUGGUAUCCAGGCGUGGCCUCAGUUACACGAAUUCGCGGGGAGGGCAUCAAUGUAAAAAACGUAUAUACCGUAGAACGCACAAUCUUGCGUAUGAACCACACGUCACAAUACGAGAUCGUUGACCUCACGCCGGGGCGAAAAGUGGUUUACAGCGCCGAGAGCCCGGUGCACACCGCUGUGCACCAGCUGCACUUCAUGGAAGACCCCUCGGACCGCAACUAUACGAACAUCCGAUACAUAAAGAAGCUGGAGCUGAAGAGCUUUGCCGGCGCGCUGCAGCCGCUGUUGUCAGGCGCGCUAAGCAAGAUCCCGGAGCAGGGCCUCAAUAACUUGGCUCGCCUGCUCAUCGGGCCCGACACGCCCCUGCGCAAGAUCCAGUUGGAGCCUGAGGAGGAGGCGGAGGAGAACCGAGCGAGCAGGGCCAAGGCGGCGCCUAGCAACUGGUCCUGGCAGUCCAUGUGGGACGGCCUGGGCUUAGGCCCCAUGCCCGGCAUGGGCCCGGGGCCCACCUCCCUGGGGGGUGCUACGGUGGUAGACACCUUGGGGUAUUACGCGAUCCUGGGGCUAGAUGUACGGCGGGUGGCGGCGUACGGUCCCGAGGAGAUCAAGGCGGCCUACCGCGCUAAAGCCAUGGAGAUGCACCCGGAUAAGGUAGCAGGGGGUGAUGCCGUCGCGCAGCAAUCCGCUAGCCUCAAGUUCCAAAGACUACAAAAGGCCUACAAUGUGUUGAAGAACCCCGACCACAAGCGCUUGUACGACUCAGGGGAGCUGAUUGAGGAGUUGGUCAAAUGAGUGAAAGGGCCUGAAGAGUGAAAGGGCCUGAGGAAGGGCAUCGGCAAGCUGAGGUACUGGGUUUGUCGAAAGCUAAUUGACAAAGUCGGCGGGUUGGGUGACAUAUAGGGUUGUCACUUUGCCAUGGAACGGAGCGAGCGAGAGGGAGUCCUGGCGCAUGGUGGGGGAGCACGAGCUUUCGGCAUUGCAGCGCUAUCAACUGGAAGACAAAGGGCGGCGCGUCAGAGAUACAAGGCAGGCUAUGGAAGAUAUACAUGGGGUGGGGCUUGUGCUUGUGUGAUCUGUCACCGGUUCUGUCAGGGCCUGGGUGGCGUUAGGCAUGGGAAGCUUGGGAAAGGAAAGCGGGCAAGGGAAGGGUGCAGCGAUCAUAACAGCAGCAAUGUCAGCAAGUAAUGUACGUAGGCGCGUAGUGACUGGCAGGUGAGUGGUGAGGAGUGGCAGUCGUGGCUGGUUUAGGCGGCAUUGUCAGUGUUUCCCGCAAGCAUGAAUAUAGACCGAUGUUUGUGGCAUGGAGAGAACAGGUCAUCAAGUCAAUCCAGGCAAUGGAUGUGACUUUGACGGGACAGCAUUUACAACCAUUUGCAGCAACAAGGGCAUGGUAAGCAGCUGAAGGAUGAAUGCCCACGCAGUUUUUAUUGAUGCAAGUCGGAAGGCAAUGGAUUUGAUUGGGGUUCGGCGAUGUAUGUUGUAUACUGAGCACAAUUUUGAGGCUAAGAUGUAUUUGUCAUAUCACAGCGAAGUAAAGCAAGUAUACAAGAGGUCUGGUUUAACGUGUACAGUUGGUUGGAUACCAACAUUUUGGUUACAUGUCAGUACAUAGAUUGGAAACGGCCCAUGGUGGUCUAGGCGUGCUGGAAUUGUAAGGAUUGAAGGUGAUAACGCUAGACGGCAGCAUCUUAUAACCCAUGUGCGACAGAAUACUCGCAGUCACUAUGGCAAGUGGGGCUUCGCUUAAAGAUAGAGGUGGUUUGGCGGAUAGUGCAGAGG